Molecule: messenger RNA, 790 nt
Organism: Danio aesculapii
Lineage: Eukaryota; Metazoa; Chordata; Actinopteri; Cypriniformes; Danionidae
Gene: apela
Product: apelin receptor early endogenous ligand
Exons: 3
Coding region: 293-472 (59 amino acids)
Biological process (GO): heart development; apelin receptor signaling pathway
Molecular function (GO): apelin receptor binding
Source: RefSeq, a predicted model, not a curated record
UCAGGUCAUCUGUCUAUCUAUCCAUCCCCAGAGAGAGAAGAGAGAGUGAAUAUCGCCUUCUCAAACUUUGGAAAAGUUGGAGAGUCUGAGAGCUGACUGCAACUGCGCGUAUGCAAUAUAACUUAUCUUAUACGAGCUUUGAAAACGCUUGCUGAGAGCGACAGACACAUAAAAGGAUUUCUACAGUCCGUUACCUGAAUAUCGGACAGAAUUUACCGUCUGAGGAACCGCGAACCACCUGUGAGGAGAGUCGAGUCUGCGCCGCGGACCAAACCCCAUCCUGAGCAUCACCAUGAGAUUCUUCCACCCGCUUUAUCUGUUGCUGCUGCUGCUGCUGACAGUGCUGAUCCUCACCAGCGCUGAUAAACAUGGUACAAAACAUGAUUUCCUCAACUUGAGGCGGAAAUAUCGCAGACAUAACUGUCCAAAGAAACGCUGUCUACCUCUUCACUCCAGAGUACCUUUCCCUUGAGGUUUUAUGAUGCUCCGGGCAAGCAUUGCGAAAAACCAAAGACCAGCCUUGGAUGGGAAAUGAGAGGAGAUUUAUGUCAGACGUGCUGGGGACUGUUUUAUUCGCACAUAUAUUGUAAUCAAAGCCAUGUUAGUCACUUCUGUAACAGAAGUGUUUUUUUGUUUUGUUUUUUUAAAUGAAUGUAAGUGAAUGAGCCAGGGAGAUCUUACUGCUGCCAAACAUGCUGCAAACUCAUCGCUCAAUCAGGUUGAGUUGGAGCAGAAUCAUUGUAAAUAGUGAGGACUGAAUGAAAUGUGUUUAUAUGUAAGUUAUGCACUU